Messenger RNA from Adineta ricciae, 423 nucleotides. The record is from the annotation of a GenBank genome assembly. Lineage: Eukaryota; Metazoa; Rotifera; Eurotatoria; Adinetida; Adinetidae.
AUGCUUCUAAAAUAUGAAUCAACCGCGAUUAUUCAGUUGUAUGAAACAGGUAUUCUUGCAGAUAUUGAAUUAAUUGAGAACAAAUUAUUCAAUCUCGAAUAUGGAAAGAUCCGAGUGUUUACAAAUCAAAAGAAAGAAUUUGAAAAACCAAUUCAUUUACUUCGAUACUUUCAAGGACUCUCAUCGAUCGAAAUAAAUCAAUGGGAAACAUUAUUCAAGUCUCGACAUCGAUGGUUUCAACCCGACAGCAAUCUUUUAGAAAGAAAUCAAAGAGUCACAAAUGCUUAUCUAAUUAUUCGUGAUCUUGUUCAACACAAAAAUGGUACAUCAACUACUUAUUAUAAAUGUGGAAAUAUCAUCGGAGCUGAUGCCUUUCGAAUGGAUCUUAUUAUGCAAGUUGUGAACUCGUGGAAACAUUUGUGA